GUGAACUACAUACUAGCUCAUUCUUAACGUCCUACCCUAGCUCCUCUCUAUCAUCAUCAAAUUCAACUGUUUUCAGGAAGUCUAUUCGCCUCUUCAUUGAACAAGAAGACAAAAGAAGAAGGAAAGGAGAAGAAAUAGUAGUUUCCUGAUUGUUUGUAGCUGAUUCAUGUUUCCUAGUAGUAAUCGUGUUGUUGGGUGCUCAUAAUUUAAUGGUUUUGCACUUGGCUUCCGAUACAUCACCCCUUUGCCGUGGUUUUUUAUCACACCGGAAACACUUUUUCAUUGCCAUCUGCCCUUGUGCUGCUCCUAAUUACAGAAACAAGUGUAAAGGUAUAGCAGCUAAAAAUGUGAGAUGGGCUCCAAAGACUCAAGCUUGCUCUAAUGGCGGAAGUAGGAAUCCAUUCAAAUAUGCCACCAAAGGGAUGGUAUUAAAGCGAUUUUCAGAGGAGGAGGAGGAGGAUUACGAUUCCACUUGUUUGACCGUCAAUGGUAAGACUGGGAGUAGCAGCUAUUAUAGCAGCACCAAUUUUGGGGAAGAAGACCCUAUUGUGGAUAAGCUGAGGAAUCAGCUUGGGGUCAUCCAUCCUAUUCCCUCUCCACCUCCGAUAAACCGCAAUGUUUUCGGCCUCUUUGCUUUCUUCUUUUUUGUUGGUGUUGUUUUCGAUAAGCUGUGGACGUCAAGAAAGAGAAAUGGAGGGAGAAGUAAGGGAGAGCAAGUGCCGAGUAGCCUGUCUUCACUUCUCGAGAAGGAUUUGCAGAGGAAAGAGUCAGUAGAGUGGGUGAACAUGGUGUUGGGGAAGCUGUGGAAGGUGUAUAGGGGUGGGAUUGAGAAUUGGAUCAUUGGGCUUUUGCAACCUGUGAUUGACAAUCUCAAGAAGCCAGAUUAUGUGGAGAGGGUUGUGAUCAAGCAAUUCUCCUUGGGCGAUGAGCCUUUGUCAGUUAGAAGUGUCGAUCGCAGAACAUCCCGUCGCGUUAAUGACUUGCAAUAUCAGAUAGGCCUGCGCUAUACUGGUGGGGCUCGGAUGCUUCUACUUUUAUCCCUUAAAUUCGGCAUCUUUCCUAUUGCUGUGCCAGUGGGUGUCCGGGAUUUUGACAUUGACGGGGAAUUAUGGGUCAAACUGAGACUCAUACCAACCGAGCCAUGGGUGGGAGCUGCUUCCUGGGCUUUCGUUUCUCUUCCAAAGAUAAAAUUUGAGCUCUCGCCAUUUCGCUUAUUCAAUUUAAUGGAGGCUUGCGGCAUAGGUCAUUCAUUGGCAUAUUACAGCAGGUUUCUUACAAAGCUUCUAACAGAGGAUUUACCUAGGCUAUUUGUGCGUCCAAGAAAGAUAGUUCUGGAUUUUCAGAAAGGAAAAGCUGUAGGACCUGUUCCGGAUGAUACCAAAUCUGCAGAAAAUCAAGAGGGAAAUAAUGAAUUUGCUGGAGAAUUGUCUGUGACUCUUCUAGAUGCACGAAAACUCAGUUAUAUAUUCUAUGGCAAAACUGAUCCAUAUGUUAUUAUAAAAUUGGGAAAUCAAGAGAUACGUAGCAAAAGAAAUAGCCAAACCACAGUCAUCGGACCUCCUGGUGAGCCUAUCUGGAAUCAGGAUUUUCACUUGUUAGUUGCUGAUCCUCGGAAAGAGAAAUUAUUCAUUGAAGUGAAGGAUUCUCUUGGAUUUACAGACUUGACUGUGGGUACUGCAUUGGCUCCAAAGGAGUGGUGCUUACCGCGGUUCUUCUUGCUAAAAGUCAAAAGGAAAUAUCUUCUGGACUCUUCUUUAUUGCAUACAUCCUGGGUGGGUAGCCCGAACGAAUCUAUGGAGCAAGGGGGACGAAGUAGGCUUCGUUCUAUUCUUGACCAACAAGAAAGCCGCAUAAGUCAAUAUGUAACCUACGAAAGAUCGUUUGCGGGUUUGGGUUCUGUAAGACUUCCACGCAUACCCUCGGUCACCGAGCCGAGCUUUGGCAUGACGUACGCGUGGAAAGGGAUGAAGAUGUAUGAAACUUCUCCAGCGGGAACUGAAAAAUCUCUGCCCAGCAAGAGUACUUUACCCAACUGCUCCAAUGGCACAAUGUCUAUUUUGAGAUGUAUGGUUGAUCUUGGAUCUCUGAAAGACACUGUUCCAGCGGACAGAAUAGUGGUACUUCGAGGAGGUUGGAGCCUGUUUGGAAAUGGUUCAGCUGGAGAAAUCCUAUUGCGCUUGACCUACAAAGCAUAUGUUGAGGAUGAAGAAGAUGAAAGGUCUGUGAAAGUCUCAACAGAUACGGAGGCAUCUGAGGAUGAGCUAUCUGAUUCCGAUGAGCAGCGUCCAAAGGAAUACAUUAUUGGACCCGACAAGGAAUCUUUCAUGGAUGUUUUAGCAGCAUUGUUAGUAAGUGAGGAGUUCCGAGGGAUAAUGACUUCCGAAACACUGAAUGCCAACAGGUCUUUAGAUGCCGAGAUAAGUAGCCCUACAUCAGAAUCCUAUGCCAAAACCGAACUGCCAGCUCCUGCAAAUAAUAGUGGUAGUUCUCGAGGGUCAACUUUGUUUUGGCUUGCCUUUGUCACAAGUAUCUCAGUCCUCAUAGCUUUGAAUAUGGGUGGUGCCAAUUUGUUUAAUCCUUGAUACAGUGAUGCUUGUGUCACAGCCAUGUCGAGAUUGCUGCUUGCUUAUCUUGGAUGUACAGAGAAAAGAGAACUACCCUAAUAUUUCAGCCAGGAGAGGAGAGUAUACUAUUUUUGCAUUUACUAGGUUAAUUGUUUAUUACUUUAUAGGCAGAGUGAGUGUGUUUUGUUGGCGGAAAAUUUCAGGGUAUUGCUAUAGGUUAGACGUGAUAAUUUUAUAUCACUAACUAGUUUGUUUUGUGCACAGCCGGUCCAAUUAUUGUCAUAAUUAAGCAUGUAAUUAAACUAUAAUCGAGUUUUAUGCUAUGUUGUAAAAGUGUGUUAGUGAUUGAAUAUUAAUUUUAGUACAUACGUAUCAUGCUUUUA
Molecule: messenger RNA, 2947 nt
Organism: Striga asiatica
Lineage: Eukaryota; Viridiplantae; Streptophyta; Magnoliopsida; Lamiales; Orobanchaceae
Source: the annotation of a GenBank genome assembly